AUGAGUAAAAAGAUUUCAACAAAUCCAAAAGCACUAGAAGCUCGUGAAAGAGAAAAACAAUAAAAGUAACAAAAAAAGAAAGAAGAAGAAGAAUAAAAAGAAAGUUAAAAGUGGGUUGAAACUGAUAAAAAUUUGUUAAAGAAAUAAGCUAGACUAAAUGAAAAAGAAGAUAAAAAAGCUGAAGAAUUGCGCAAAAAAGAAGAAAAGAAAAGAUUAUAUGAAGAAGAAAUCAAUUCUAUAAAAGAUAAUC
This is a messenger RNA of Ichthyophthirius multifiliis, 250 nucleotides long. RefSeq lists its product as hypothetical. Gene Ontology annotation, molecular function: transcription coactivator activity. Gene Ontology annotation, cellular component: nucleus. Lineage: Eukaryota; Ciliophora; Oligohymenophorea; Hymenostomatida. Gene Ontology annotation, biological process: transcription by RNA polymerase II. The annotation marks the transcript as partial. The transcript is spliced from 3 exons. The record is from RefSeq and is a predicted model, not a curated record.